AUCAUUUGUACUGUAGUUCGUGGAAGUAUAGUGACGUGUCUCCCGUCGUGUCAAAAGUUUAAAGAAUCCGAAGAGAGUGAUGUUUAAUUAAUUGCGUACGUGCCCGUCUAAUAUUCUGGUUAAAAGGAAAAAUAUGUUAACGAAGUUUGAGACGAAAUCAGCUCGAGUGAAAGGCCUGUCCUUUCAUCCGAAACGUCCCUGGGUGCUUGCAAGCCUGCACAAUGGCGUUAUUCAGUUGUGGGAUUACCGCAUGUGCACUCUGCUCGACAAAUUCGACGAGCACGACGGGCCCGUCCGAGGCAUAUGCUUCCACAAUCAGCAGCCGCUGUUUGUCUCCGGCGGUGAUGAUUACAAGAUCAAGGUCUGGAACUACAAGCAACGGAGAUGCAUCUUCACGCUGCUGGGUCACCUGGACUACAUCAGGACCACGAUGUUUCAUCAGGAGUACCCCUGGAUCCUCAGCGCGUCGGACGAUCAGACUAUACGGAUCUGGAACUGGCAGAGCCGCACCUGCAUCUGCGUGCUGACCGGGCACAAUCAUUAUGUAAUGUGCGCCCAAUUCCAUCCGACGGAGGAUAUCAUCGUGUCCGCUUCGUUGGACCAGACUGUCCGCGUGUGGGACAUCUCUGGAUUGCGCAAGAAGAACGUGGCGCCCGGGCCGGGAGGUCUCGAGGACCACCUGAAGAACCCUGGAGCGACUGACUUAUUUGGUCAGGCGGAUGCGGUGGUGAAGUACGUGCUGGAAGGUCACGACAGAGGCGUCAACUGGGCAUGCUUCCACGGUUCGUUGCCACUGAUCGUAUCCGGGGCCGACGAUCGGCAGAUCAAGAUGUGGCGUAUGAAUGACGCCAAAGCCUGGGAGGUGGACACGUGCCGCGGCCACUACAACAACGUGUCGUGCGUGCUGUUCCACCCUAGACAAGACCUCAUACUCUCCAACUCGGAAGACAAAAGCAUCCGCGUCUGGGACAUGACGAAGCGCACGUGUCUGCAUACUUUCAGGCGGGAGCACGAGAGAUUCUGGGUGCUGGCCGCCCACCCGACCCUGAACCUCUUCGCCGCCGGCCACGACUCCGGUAUGAUCAUCUUCAAGCUCGAGAGGGAGCGUCCCGCGUACGCGGUCUACGGAAACUUGCUGUAUUACGUGAAGGAUCGUUUCCUGCGCAAGUUGGACUUCACCACGUCGAAGGACACCUCGGUCAUGCAGAUUCGGGGCGGCGGGAAAACACCGCCCUACAGUAUGUCGUACAAUCAGGCGGAGAACAGCGUCUUGGUGUGCACGAGGUCGCCCUCGAGCAUCGAGAACAGCACGUACGACUUGUACAUGAUACCGCGCGAGGGUGACUCCAGCACAGACGCCGACACCAAACGGGCGUCCGGUGUCACGGCCAUCUGGGUCGCCAGGAAUCGAUUCGCUGUUUUGGAUAGGGCAUAUUCGCUGGUCAUCAAGAACCUGAAGAACGAGGUCACGAAGAAGGUGCAGAUUCCCAACUGCGACGAGAUAUUUUACGCUGGCACUGGCAUGCUGCUUCUACGCGAUCCGGAGCAGGUAACGCUGUUCGACGUGCAGCAGAAGAGAACGCUAGCGGAGGUGAAGAUAUCCAAGUGCCGGUACGUCGUGUGGUCCAGCGACAUGUCUCACGUGGCGCUGCUGGCCAAGCACUGCGUCAACAUCUGCAAUCGCCGACUGGAGUUCCUCUGUUCCGUGCACGAGAACACCAGAGUGAAGUCCGGCGCUUGGGACGAUUCCGGCGUGUUCAUCUACACGACCAGCAAUCACAUCAAGUACGCGAUCAACAAUGGCGAUCAUGGCAUCAUCCGCACGUUGGACCUGCCGAUAUACGUGACGAGAGUCAAAGGCAACCAGGUUUACUGCCUGGACCGGGAGUGUAGGCCGAGGAUUCUGCGGAUAGACCCGACGGAGUACAAGUUCAAGCUCGCGCUGAUCAAUAGGAAGUACGAGGAGGUCUUGCACAUGGUGCGCACGGCGAAUCUCGUUGGCCAAUCUAUCAUAGCGUACUUACAGCAGAAGGGAUACCCGGAAGUGGCGCUUCACUUUGUGAAGGACGAGAAGACCAGAUUCGGGCUCGCGCUCGAGUGCGGGAACAUUGAGGUGGCACUGGAAGCAGCGAGAUCGCUGGAUCAGAAAUCGUGCUGGGAGAGCCUGGCUCAAGCGGCUUUGCUGCAAGGCAACCACCAGGUCGUGGAGAUGUGCUACCAGAGAACCAAGAACUUUGAGAAACUCUCUUUCCUCUACCUUAUAACCGGCAAUCUGGAGAAGCUGCGCAAAAUGAUCAAAAUUGCGGAGAUCCGCAAAGACGUAUCCGGACAGUAUCAAGGUAGCCUGCUGCUCGGCGACAUUUACGAACGGGCUAAGAUUCUGCGGAAUUCUGGACAAGCGUCGUUGGCGUACGUUACCGAGAAGAUCCACGGGAUAUCUAACGAAGACGACGACGCCCAGUACCAGUCGAUGAGCGAAGAGCUGUCCUCGCUCGAGAACGGCGCUAUAUAUCUGCGUCCACCGGUGCCCAUCCAGCAGGCCGAGAACAACUGGCCGCUGCUGACCGUCUCCAAAGGCUUCUUCGAGGGCGCAAUGAUGUCUCGCGGCAAGAGUCAAGUGGCCGCCGCUUUGGCUCCGGAAGACGACGGCGGGGCGACAACCGACGGGUGGGGCAAUGACGAAGAGCUCGGGAUCGACGAAGAGGGCGAGGAAGGCGUUGACGCGGAGAUCGCGGCCGAGGGCGAAGAGAGCGCUGGUUGGGACGUCGAGGAUGUUGAUCUUCCGCCGGAGCUGGAGGCCACGACAACCGCCAACGAGGAUGGUUAUUAUUCUCCUCCUACUAAAGGCGUACCACCGACGCAGCAUUGGAUCAACAACUCUCAAUUGGUGGUCGAUCACGUAUUGGCCGGCUCGUUCGAGUCCGCCUUCAGAUUACUGAACAAUCAGGUUGGCGUGGUGGAGUUCGGGCCGUAUCAGUCGCUUUUCCUGAACACGUACGCCCGCUCCAGAACGUCCUUCGCUAGCCUGCCGAACAUACCGUCGUUGCAUGGGUAUCCUCAGAGGAAUUGGAAAGACGCCACGCCGAAGACGGGCAUGCCCGCGGUGGGACUGCAUCUCGCCGACCUGGUCCAGCGUCUGCAGGUGUGCUAUCAGCUGACAACCGCCGGCAAAUUCUCAGAGGCGGUAGACAAGUUACAGGCCAUCUUGCUGAGCGUACCGUUGCUCGUCGUCGACACCAGGCAGGACAUCGCAGAGGCCCAGCAGCUCAUUCAGAUCUGUCGCGAGUACAUUUUGGGCCUGAAAAUGGAAACCGAGCGUAAGAACCUGCCGAAGAACACGCUGAACGAUCAGAAGAGGAUCUGCGAGAUGGCGGCGUACUUUACGCACUGCAAUCUGCAACCGGUACAUCAGAUACUCACUCUGAGAAUAGCUGCGAAUAUAUUCUUCAAGUUGAAGAACUACAAGACCGCCGCUUCGUUCGCGAGAAGAUUACUCGAGCUCGGACCGAAGCCCGAGCACGCGCAGCAAGUUCGAAAGAUUCUACAGGUCUGCGAUAAAAAUCCCGUCGACGAGCAUCAAUUAGCAUACGACGAACACAAUCCGUUCUCGUUGUGCGCGAGCACGUUCACGCCUAUUUAUAGAGGAAAGCCGGAAGUCAAGUGUCCUUUAUGCGGCGCUAGCUACAACCCACUAUUUAAGGACACAGUGUGUAAGAUAUGCGAGGUUGCUAUGAUAGGCAAGGAAUGCAUCGGACUUAGACAGGGCAGGUCUUAGGAUAGCCCGAGGCCUUUGGUCACGAAGUUGAUUUUAAAACGUUCAUGCUGUUUCCCAAUCUUUCCCAAUACAGAGAUAAUUAGUAUAUACAAGUCUUAAAAUUCUUAUUAUAUAUUUUUAAUCACAUAAUGGCAAAUGUGCGCAGAUCAAGCAGUCUCACAACUUUGCUACUGUGUUGAACGUGACAGUCUAACAUCAAGAGAGAUAUGAGUUCUAUGACACGAUAUCUUCUACCCUUUAUUAAACAAAGCAGAUGAGAUAGAAUAGAGAAAAAUACUGCAGAGAGAAACAUUCUCUCUAUCGACGUUAAACUGUCAAUGUUUGGUUUUAUUCCAGAGCUGCUUGGUCUGUUGUAUACUUUGGAUUCAGGCGCAGUCGAAUAACGCAUUUAGCUAAUUAGUUUUUAUACAUAUAUCAGUGCAAUUUUGACGUCAACAGCACAUAUGAUAUAGCAAAAAAAAACAAAAAUAGCAGCAAGAAAGGCCCCAAUUCCAAAAAA
This is a messenger RNA of Harpegnathos saltator (Jerdon's jumping ant), 4274 nucleotides long. RefSeq names its product coatomer subunit alpha (gene alphaCOP). Gene Ontology annotation, cellular component: COPI vesicle coat. Bases 134 to 3775 code for a protein of 1213 amino acids. Gene Ontology annotation, biological process: retrograde vesicle-mediated transport, Golgi to endoplasmic reticulum; intra-Golgi vesicle-mediated transport; intracellular protein transport. The record is from RefSeq and is a predicted model, not a curated record. NCBI's taxonomy places the organism in Eukaryota, Metazoa, Arthropoda, Insecta, Hymenoptera, Formicidae. Gene Ontology annotation, molecular function: structural molecule activity; protein binding. The transcript is spliced from 6 exons.